Closterium sp. NIES-67 is the source of this 2395-nucleotide messenger RNA. NCBI's taxonomy places the organism in Eukaryota, Viridiplantae, Streptophyta, Zygnematophyceae, Desmidiales, Closteriaceae. The record is from the annotation of a GenBank genome assembly.
CUGGUAGCUGCCCCAUUCUGAUCUCUUCCAGCAAGCUUCUCCUCACUGACCCCCAGUAACCGAAUUCACAAACAAUCAUCCAGUCCAGAGCGUAUUACCCCCGUAGAGCAUAUAUCCUGGUUUCGUCAUAUCACCUCGGCGCGUUCGUCGUCCUAUUUUCAAGCAAGCACACGAGUCCAGCUCCCGCGGUCUCCUUUUAUUCGUCUAGCACAUUACGCCCUACUGCAGCGCACCUCGUCCUACGACCUCCGUGUGGUCUCCCUCCUUCCUUCAGCAAGCACCGCCAUGCUGAGUCCUCUACCACAACCCCUCCACAUGGCGUCCCCAUCGCCGCCCCCCUCUCGGCACGCCUACGCGCCCCCUUGCUACAACGACCGCACGUCGGAGCUCGUCUCCGCUGUAGAGCGACUCAAUAAAGCGGCGGCGCCGUGGGACUCGCAGGCGACCAUGGGACAGCAGCCAAUCGCAGCAGCGUACGGAAUCCCUCCGCAGCCAACUGGGUUACAGCGUACAACAUCCUCCCUCCCAGUAGCGGGUACAAAUGCGCGUCUCAGGCGUACAGCCUCGGUGAACCCCCGCGGCGCGGAUAACAGUCCACGUGGCAGCACCAGCGGCAGCAGCGGGCCGUCCUCCCCAAUUCGACUGGGUACCAUCGCGACCUUCGAGGCGCCCGGAAAACCCGCAGCCAGAACCGAAACCGAAGCCGCAACCGCAACCGCAGUUUCAGCAGCAGCAGCAGCAGACUCACCGCAGGGCACAACUCCGCAACCCCCUUCCGCCAACACAAGCGCAUCCACGCCCGCGGCGGGCUUAUCCGCAGCACCUGCCUCCCCGGCGCGUGCACGCGCCGCUAGCGCGGCACCGGCACCGGCGGCGGGCGAUUCAGCCCACCACCCGCAGUCGGAGCUGAGCCGGCGCGCGUCGCGGAUCGGGCUUAGCAUCCACCAGAUGAUGCAGAAGCUGCACAAGCUCGCGAAACUUUCGAAGCGCACGUCGAUGUUCGACGAUCCGACGGCCGAGAUUCAAAAUCUCUCUGCGCUCGUCUCGCAAGACCUCUCCGCGCUCGGCGCCGCGAUUUCCGGCCUGCAAUCGUUUUGCGAAGCGCAGGCGCUCAGCAAGGAAGCAGGCGACUCCAGGCAGCCGUCUGGCGGCUCGGCUGGCGCCGUAGCGGGAAAUGCGGCGGCGGAUGCGGCGACGCGGCAGCGCGUCGAGCUGGGAAUGGCGGUGGUGGAGAGCCUGCGAGAGCGGCUCGCAAAGGCGGGGGAGGAAUUCAAAGACGUCCUCGCGACGCGAUCAGAGGCCCUGAAGGUGAGUGAGAAUCGGCGGCAGCUGUUCUCCGCUACAGCCGCCACGGGGCAGAGCGCUACAGCCUGGCACAGCAAACGGCCCGUUGUGGGCGGCGGUACGGCGCUCCUCCCCACCACCUCCUCCUCCUCCUCCUCCCUCUCCCUCGCCUCCUCCCCCUCCGUCUCCCCCUCCUCCUCCCCCUCCUCCACCCUCCCCGUUUACAACCCCUUCGGCCGCAACACCACGGCAACUGCCGCCAACAGCCACACCGGCCCCAGUAGCAGCAGCAGCAGUUACAGUAACGGUAACGGCUUGUUACCCUGCUACUCCUCCCCGUCCCCUUCCGCGUCCGCCUCUGCGCCGUCCUUCGCGCAGCAUGGCAGCGCGCAGCAGCAUGCGCACGCGGCGAGUGCGCACCACGCCAUAGCGCUGCAGCAGGUGGAGAGCAGCAUGGGCGAGCUGACGGCCGUGUUCCGCGACCUCGCGCACACAAUGGCGCAGCAGGGGGGGGGGCAGAAGGCGGACGGCGCUGCUGACUUGGCCAUUUGCAUUGACGAUGGGCUAUCAGAGUCGUUGCUGCAGAUGCAGCAGGCGCACCGGGCGCUGCUGAAAGAUCUGGACGUGACGCACUCGCACCGCCCCCUCAUCAUCAAGUCCUUCCUUACGCUUGCCUCCUUCCUCUUCCUGCUCUUGGCCUUCUCCGCAUGACCGCCGGCAAUGUGGGGAAAUUACUCACAUGUCACAUGCCCUCUCCUUCCUCACUUGACUCUCCUCGCAUAUUCCGCGUGUCCCCCGCGUGGAGCCGCAGCAUUGCCUCCUCUCCCCUAAAGCCUGAUCGCGUGACCAUCCCCUGCACUGCUCCUGCGGCUGCUGCCGCCGGGCAUGCCCAUUGAGCCACAGCUAAGACCUCCGCUGCUGUCCCGUGUUGCUUCCUCAAAUUGCAUGCCUUUAUGUCCACCAGAACAGUGGUAGUACAGUGAUGGCAAUAAGUAGUGCAAGACUGUUAAACGGUCUUGCUACUUGACAUACUUUGACUAGCUAUUUGCUAAUAAUAUGAUAACCUUAAUUGCCUUAUCAGAUUUGUAGUGCAUAAAAAUGAUGAAUUGAG